UACGUACUUGAAAUAAUGAAGCGUUUGGGGGAUAAAUGUAACUGCAGAGACAAAAUAUCAUCGCCCAUUACUAAAUACACGGAGUUAGAACCAGCUCUUUGCCAAGAGUUGCGCAAAAUCGUAGACGCGAUCGUAGUACCAGGAAAAGGACUGCUAGCUUGUGACGAGUCUCCUUCAACUUUUCAAGAACGAUUCGACGAGAUCGGCGUGGAAAAUACCGAAAUUAAUCGUCGCGAUUAUCGGCAAAUGUUGUUCACCGCAGAUAAGUCUCAAUUUUCAAAAUACAUAAGUGCUGUUAUUCUGCAUCACGAGACAGUUUAUCAAAAAACAUCCGAUGACGUCGAAUUGAUCGAAUUGCUACGUCAGAGAGAUGUCGUACCCGGCAUUAAGGUCGAUAAGGGCCUGGUCCCAUUAUUUAGUUCGAAGGACGAGAAUACUACGGAAGGCUUGGACAAUUUGCAAGAGAGAUGCAUUCAAUAUAAACGAGAUGGCUGUCACUUCACCAAAUGGAGAUGCACAUUCACAAUCUCAGAGACCACGCCGAGUCAACUGGCCAUGGUUACGAAUGCGAACGUCCUUGCAAGAUAUGCCAGUAUAUGUCAGAGUGCACGAAUGGUACCUAUAAUAGAACCCGAAAUAUUAAACUGUACCCAUGGAAUAAAUAGAGCGUUAGAAGUUCACGAAGAAGUACUGUCGAUUUUAUUUCGUAUUUUACAAGAGCAUCGUAUCUACCUUGAAGGUAUGAUCCUAAAGGUAGCGAUGGUUUUGUCGGGAAUAAAAAAUUCUACCAAUUGUUCACCGCAGAUUAUUGCCGAACAUACGUUAGCAGCUUUACAGAGGACAGUGCCGCCAGCAGUACCAGCGGUUAUAUUUCUAAGCGGAGGACAAUCGGAUGAAGAUGCUGUGUUAAAUUUAAAUGCUAUUAACGCUUACGAAGGGAGAAAGCCUUGGCCUCUUACGUUUUGCUACGGACGUGCUUUACAAAAUGCAGCAUUGAAAACGUGGAGAGGAAAUCCAGAUAAAGUGCAAGAUGCUCAAGCAGCAUUUUUAGAAAGAGCGAAGCUCUGCUCCCAAGCUUCGUUAGGAGAAUUAGAACCUGAAAACGGUGUGUGCACUAGGAAUUCUCGUUAAAAUUAUCGAUCAGUUAACAAAUAUCCAAUUAAAAGUUACGAAGUUAUAAUUA
Messenger RNA from Bombus terrestris (buff-tailed bumblebee), 1183 nucleotides. RefSeq names its product fructose-bisphosphate aldolase. Gene Ontology annotation, molecular function: fructose-bisphosphate aldolase activity. Bases 16 to 1131 code for a protein of 371 amino acids. NCBI's taxonomy places the organism in Eukaryota, Metazoa, Arthropoda, Insecta, Hymenoptera, Apidae. Gene Ontology annotation, cellular component: cytosol. Gene Ontology annotation, biological process: fructose 1,6-bisphosphate metabolic process; glycolytic process. The transcript has 6 exons. The record is from RefSeq and is a predicted model, not a curated record.